Molecule: messenger RNA, 1234 nt
Organism: Halteromyces radiatus
Lineage: Eukaryota; Fungi; Mucoromycota; Mucoromycetes; Mucorales; Cunninghamellaceae
Exons: 1
Coding region: 147-1103 (318 amino acids)
Source: RefSeq, a predicted model, not a curated record
GGAAGGAGUAUGUAAAUAUAUAUAUAUAUAUAUAUAUAUAUAUAUAUUUUGGGGGGGGGAUAAUUUGAAAGGAGAUGUUUGACAUUCAUUUAUUCUAGUUUAAACGAUUGGCUCUUUUUGGAUUGGCAUUGAUAGUAUUAUUACUCAUGGGACCUAAAACAUAUACCGACUUUAUAGUGAUACGACAACAACAACAACAAAACUCAAACCAUCAAAUUGUGACACCUUCAACACAAAUCUUACUCUGGCUUCAUGCAUUGGAUGUUGACCCAUAUGCAGGCCCUUAUCAAUGUAUUCAUCAACAAUCCCUUGCUUGGCUUCUCCGAUUUUUCCAAUUUCCUCUGGUGAUGCCGUAUGUAUUUUAUACCACCCUCUUGUUUGUAUUAUCCUUCUUGUGUUUUCCUUGGUUCCAGGCCGACUUUAUUCCUAGUAGCAAUGGAUAUGGUACUUUUUAUCUAUGGGGUAUUGUGUUUGAUGGUGAAUGGUUACCUCUUGGUGAUACAUGGAUGUUUGCAACAUUUCAUCUAUGUUUUGAUGUAGGUGUGUUCCUUAUUCUAUUUGCAUGGAGGGUCACUGAUGUGGAAGAUCUGCAUUGCUCAAGUACAUCUGAAAAACAUCGACAACAAUGGAAUCAAACAUUAUGGUUCAAGGUAAUGGAAGUUCUAUAUUGGUUAUGGCGCAUGCGCUCAGUGAUGGCAUUGGGUUCCUUUUAUGGUGGACUCUGGCCAACUUUGAUGAUGAAUCUUUUGGUACUAUGGAUGUUAUUUGUGGCUGGUGUCUUGAUCUGGGGAAAAGAUGGAUGGAUACAUAAGAAAAACAAAACGAGAAUUCAAAUGGUAUUGGAUGGAUGUGAUUCAUGUCUUGAUCGAUCUGGUCCAACUAGAUUAGAUGUCAACUAUGAACAACAACAACAACAAGAACAACAACAAGUAGACUCCUUUAACGUGUCAAUAACAUCAACAUCUACAAUGAAAAAUAACCCUGAUGACGACUGGUUGGAAGAACAGACAUCCUCAGAAUCAUCCUCAUCUAGUGCUACAACAAUGGAUAGAAAUCGGAUCAAGGUUCGACGAAAAGGCAAUGGUGAAAACAACAAGCGUUAAUUAAAUAGAUAGAUAUAAUAAUAAUAGUAGUAGUGAUAGUAGCCAUCAUCCUUUUUAUCCAUUAUUAUUAUUAUUCAACUCCCUAAACAUCCUUUUGAAAUAAAAUGAUAUAUAUGUUGUCCUAAUUUCCC